AUGUCCUACUACGACAGCCCGCAGUGGUCCGGCCCCGGCCAGAACAGCUGGGAGCACCAGAGCGGAACCUCGACGCCUGUCCGAACCGGUGCCAACGGACCCCAGUCCCAGGACGAAUAUGCUUUCUCCUACCAGUUUGACGAGGUCGACCGCGCCUUUGAAAACUUGCAAAAGUCCGCCAAAGGCUACGGCAUGGGACGUCGUGAGUUACCAAAGCCAGGCGAGCUGAUCAACGCCGCCCGCACCUCUCGGCGUGCCGGUGGCCUUGGGCACGUCGUCAAGGCAGCGACUAACCAUUCGCCAUCGCCCGUCCUGCGAGCAGAUACGCGUCUCCCGCGCUCGCACGUCAGCUCCUUCGACGACGGCCGCGGUCCCCAGAACCUUUCGCACUUUUACGCCGCCCAUCGUCACCAGCCCUCGCGGGGCGCCGGCGAUGCGGAGCAGGUCUUGCAGGCGAAGAGGAGGAUGGCCGCCCAGCGGGAGCGUGAGCUCCGCAACCUCCACACGGAGCAGCAGUAUCAACGAAACGUCUUGACCGAGGUGCCCCAGAGCAAACAGAUGUCGGAGGAGGAGACGCGAGAUCUCAUCGCCCGCCAGCGCAGUGCCUUGUACGGCGAGGGACCCUUUGCGGACAAGAACGGCUACGUCGACGAGACGGGCAACGUGCGCCCCGGCGCCCCGCCGCACAGCGGUCCCUCGAGCAUGCGCGGCCCCUCGCCCAUGACCUUUGACGCCGUCGGCCGCGCCCCCGACGCGCCGGCGCCCGCCUCGACGAGCGAGCACGCGAGCCCGCGGCCCCAGAGCACGACGAGCCCGGCGGGACCCACCAACAGGGCCUUUGAGGCGGUCGGACCCCAGAGCCGCACGAGCACCUCGAGCCCGGGCGGAUCCCCGCCCCUCGACGUGCAGGGAUCGAAGCCCGGCAUGGGCCCCGUCGCUCCCAUCGGCACUCGUCCGUCCGCCGCCGCGCCGGCCGGCAAGCACUCGCCCCUGGCCGGCGGCUGGGGACGCGGCAACGGCGUCUGGGGCCAGUCCGGCCUCGGCGCCCAGGCGAGCGUCUGGGGAUGA
Molecule: messenger RNA, 1068 nt
Organism: Drechmeria coniospora
Lineage: Eukaryota; Fungi; Ascomycota; Sordariomycetes; Hypocreales; Ophiocordycipitaceae
Exons: 4
Coding region: 1-1068 (355 amino acids)
Source: RefSeq, a predicted model, not a curated record